Messenger RNA from Carassius gibelio (silver crucian carp), 6533 nucleotides. It is a transcript of the gene cdk16, whose product is annotated as cyclin-dependent kinase 16. NCBI's taxonomy places the organism in Eukaryota, Metazoa, Chordata, Actinopteri, Cypriniformes, Cyprinidae. The record is from RefSeq and is a predicted model, not a curated record. Gene Ontology annotation, biological process: neuron projection development; exocytosis; protein phosphorylation. The transcript is spliced from 17 exons. Gene Ontology annotation, molecular function: protein kinase activity; ATP binding. The coding region runs from base 435 to 2009 and encodes 524 amino acids. Gene Ontology annotation, cellular component: nucleus; cytoplasm; synaptic vesicle.
ACAAGAAUUAGCUCAAUGGCAUAAUGACAUGUUCCUCAACCUAUCCAAUGAGUGACUCCUGAAUCUAUUCGCAGCUGCUCUGUCGCUUGCUUCCAUGAUCCACUCCAGUCCGGAUUUGGCCAGGAAAGGAACAGCUGCUGUAACGUUUUAGCAAUUUCAGGACAGAAGGAGCAGUGGUGAGACAUGCGGGGUCUAGAGGAGUCGCUCCAGCAGCACUGGAGAUCGGACAAACAGCAGCAGCAGGAGUAGAGGAUCAUGGCCGAGGACUAUUGGGAGCGCGCGGCCGCUUUGGGAUAUUAUUACUGCUGUUAAGAUUACACGAGCAACACACGUUCACUCAUUUACACAAGCACACACGGAUCUCAACUCCACGGAGCGGUUGAACAGUGGCAGCCCCUCCACCCCCCUCACCUCAGCCCCCCAUACCCCCACUGAUGGACCGCAUGAGGAAGAUCAAACGGCAGCUGUCCCUGACGCUGCGAGGGGGUAACAGCGGGGACAAGACCUUGAGCGAGACCAUCAGCUCUCAGGACACAGGAGCACACAGUGAUUCCGAGGCCAUGCCAGUUGGAGGCAGUGGUGGUCUGCGGGGUUCAGUGAGAGGUUCGGGGGGUUCCUUCAGCAUGCACUCCCUCCUGCAGUCCUACAGCAGUGCCCUGCGCAGACCACGCACCCUGGGCCGCAGUCUCAGCUCCUAUCUCAACCACACCACGCGCCUCGAAAUCGUCCAUGAGGAUGUAAAAAUGGGUUCCGAUGGAGAAAGCGAUCAGGCUUCGGCCACUUCCUCUGAGGAGGUGCACAGCCCCGUCCGAGUUCGUCUGAGAAACAACCCCGGUCGCAAAAUCUCAACAGAGGACAUAAACAAACGUCUGUCUCUGCCUGCCGAUAUCAGGCUUCCUGAUGGCUACCUGGAGAAAUUCAGCCUCAACAGCCCCCUGUUUGACAAACCGCUCAGCCGGAGAUUACGCAGAGUAUCGCUGUCCGAGAUUGGAUUUGGGAAGUUGGAGACGUAUGUCAAACUGGAUAAACUAGGAGAGGGCACCUACGCUACAGUAUAUAAAGGCCGCAGUAAGUUGACGGAUAACCUGGUGGCUCUGAAGGAGAUCCGUUUGGAGCACGAGGAAGGAGCUCCAUGCACUGCCAUUAGAGAAGUGUCUCUGCUGAAGGACCUGAAACACGCCAAUAUUGUGACUCUUCACGACAUCAUCCACACUCAGAAGUCUCUAACGCUCGUGUUCGAGUACUUGGAUAAAGACCUGAAACAGUACCUAGAUGACUGUGGAAACUGCAUUCAUAUGCACAAUGUCAAGCUGUUCCUGUUUCAGCUGUUGCGAGGUCUGAACUACUGUCACAGACGUAAAGUCCUUCACCGAGAUCUCAAACCUCAAAAUCUCCUGAUCAACGACCGCGGGGAGCUAAAGCUGGCUGACUUUGGUCUUGCACGAGCAAAAUCGAUUCCCACCAAGACCUACUCCAAUGAGGUGGUGACGCUUUGGUACCGCCCCCCUGACAUCCUAUUGGGCAGCACCGACUAUUCCACUCAGAUUGACAUGUGGGGUGUUGGCUGUAUCUUCUACGAGAUGUCUACAGGUCGACCCCUGUUCCCGGGCUCCACGGUGGAGGAGGAGCUGCACUUUAUCUUCAAACUGCUCGGUACGCCCACAGAGGAGACCUGGCCUGGAAUAACCUCCAACGAGGAGUUCAUCUCCUAUAACUACCCCAGAUACCGUGCAGACUGUCUCCACAACCACACUCCAAGAUUGGACAAUGAUGGAGUUGAACUUCUGUCGAAACUGCUGCAGUUUGAGGGGAAGAAACGGAUUGCAGCAGAGGAAGCCAUGAGACACUCAUACUUCCACUGUCUGGGAGAGAGAAUUCUCACACUGCCAGACACUGCAUCAAUAUUUGCACUUCAGGAAGUUCAGCUGGAGAAGGAGCCCGGAAUGAGGACGAAUUCCCUGUCUGAAUCAGUCAACAGCAUAUCUCAACGGCAGAGUUUGCUCUUUUGAGGGCAAGUGGGGCGACUCGGGACGGGGGAAGAUGGACGGGACACGUCGAGACGUUUCCUGUCAUGAAGAUGAAGGGAUAUCUGUUUUUCAUUUCUCCGUCCGAGUCAUUGGCUAGUCCUGUGGCAUUAUGUCUUUAGAAGGGGUCACUGUAGUUGUUUACAUGGAGAGGCUGAGGAUCUUGAUUUGUUUUGAAUAAUGCACUUCCCCUUCCCUGUUCACAUUACAAACAUGUUCUUCCUGUUUUGCUGUACCUUCUCAAUCCAGCCGCUGUACUCAACCAAUCAGACGCAGAAUGUUAUUGGAUGGCCUGACUCUCCAUCCUCUGACUGAAACAAAUCAGCCUGGUUUCUUUGCAAUACUUCUCAAUUGUAAUGUAAAAGGAAGGCCAGUUUAUGAAGGAACAUGUCUUGAAUGCUGUUAAUAUCCAGAAGCCAAGUCACUCUAGUCUUCCAGAAAAUGCUCCCCUUCAUUAGAGUCAUCAGCCCUCCCAUCCAAAGACGAACAUUUAGUACUAUGCCAACACAAUGGUUCAUCGUAAUCAACCAUAAUCUGUUAUUUGUAUUCAUCAGAACAUUGAUGACUUCAACUUUUGUUUUUGUUUGCAAAAGCAUUUCACAUUUAAGUUGUUGUUUACAUGUUUUUUUGGCCAUGCAAUACAGUUUGAUAGUCUAGAAAACGGUUUCACCAAAGACCCCCCCCAUGCCAUCUCUCUAUCCCUUUAGGUUUGAUUUAUGAGCUUCCAUUUCCAUCAUCAUGUUCAAGUGAACCCUCGAUCAGCUACACUGUGUCAAGGACUAAUUAUUUGUGCAAAGCAACUUAGAAAGUUUGAGUUGCGUUUUGAAAGCCUCUGAUAAUCUUGACGCAGCCUUGUUCAUAAUUCUUCCAUUACUGCUGCAUGCAGCUCUUACGGCUGUCACUCUGGUUGAAAACAGAGCUGAUUUCUAUGUCAGUUCAGUCAGGGCGAUGAGAACUAAUAAUGGGAUGCCCAGGCGUAUGCGGAGAACUGGUCGGAUUGUGUAUAGGGCUCAGGUUUCUGUCACUCUGCAGAACAGCUGAGUGCGGUGGAUAAUGUUCUGCAUCUCGGCUCGGUUGUUCAUACUCCUUAGAUUUUGGAGCGCGUUGGUGUCGCGUAACACAGCGCAGAUACAAAACACUAUCAUCCCCUGGCGUGUGCUAUUCAGGGCCUCUCUGCACAAUGUCUGCGAUUAAUACAGUCUCACAAAUGUGAUUAUUGGGUGAAUCUUUGGAAGAAGAAAAAAAAAAGAGUCAAGGUGAUAUUUCACCCUGAAAUUACGAGAACAAUAAUACAUUUGGUUUAUUAUAAAGUAGGCAAUUUUUUUUUAGGGCCAUUAAUCUUUUUUUUUUUUUUUUUUUUUUUUUUGCAUUGUGACAAUUAAUCUCAAAAUUCUUAUUCCCUUAAUAAUGAAAAAACAUAAAUUGUAUAAAAAGUUUGUAAAUUACAAAAAUACAAUGUAUUUAAUAUAUUGUAUUUUUAAAGCAUGUAUGCAUGGUAAUAUUUGUUAUACUCUCUUUGCCGGUGCAAAUAAUUUGAUAGUAACUUUUUACUGUAAUGCAGCAUAAUUUUUCUGUAUUAUGAGAAAUAGUGAAAAGUAAAACUUCCAAGUGCAUUACAGUAGUAAGGAGGGAAGUUUGCUUAGAAUGUAAAUAAUGUUAAAAAAUUGUCACAAUGCAAAAAAAAAAAACUUUUAUUUAAAUUUUUAUUUUAAAGUAUUUAAAAAUCUAUUAUUUCUAGGUGAAAUGUGACUAGAUAUUUUUUGCAAGAUUCACCCCAUUAGAGCUGAAAUGAAGAGGCGAUUAAAACUUGUUCUCCGUGUCCGUCGGUGUUACUAGAUGGAUGAUAUUUUAGUAAAUAUCAAAUUUUUUUAAUUAAUUCAAACAAUCCCAAAAUGUUUGGUCUGGUGAUAGAUUGUGACUUCCCUUCCUCCUUGUUAGAGAUGACCUGUGAAUACCUGUGCUGCAUAUUCGACGAGGAGAAUGCAGACUUGCAUGGCAGUGUUGUAUAGCUGAAGACUGGUACUUUGUAAAUAGCGUUAGAAUGUGUUUUGCAGAUCAGAAGCGUGGAGAGUGCAAUGAGAAGAUCCUCCUAACAAUGUAUCAUUUUUAAAGCAAAGAGGAAUAUCAUUUUUGUUAUACAUAUCAUUGAUGACAUUGUUCAUUGUUCUAUCUUUUGUUUUUUGUUUUUUGUUUUUUAAUAUGAUGUAGUAACCAGACGUUACUACCAUAGGAGACCCAUGGGGUGUAGAUAUUUGGUUUUGAUGUUUGUUAGGAUGAAAACGGCUCAUCUGAUUUAAAGCUUUCAUCUGGAAUGCGGACGGACUGCAGUGAAAGGGCUUCGAUGGAUAAGCCUGGCCAACUGUUCAUUACUGCGCAAUAAUUGAUCAUUUUUUACGCAAUAACUUUGAUUUGAACUCUUGAUUUGAAAUGAAUUUGGUUCUGAUUUUGGCAUGCAUUGCAUGUCAUUAAAUAUAAAAGAAGCAAAUAAUCCCGGAAAUUGUCAUGCAAAAACUUGAGGCUGUUUUAUUGCCCAUUUAAUAAGUGAGGUUUUGAUAUAAUUGCAGGUGAAAUGCUUUUAUACACGGAUACACUUUGAGCAAUUCAUACGGUUUUGAGUAUGUUUCUUUUGUACAACUCAAUCUUUUAAAAUGUUUAUUUUAUGCAAAACAAAAUUUAAUCAUUGAUCAGUGCAGUAUUAUUUUCUUUAGCUUUUUAAUUUUGCAGUUGUAUACACUUAAAUAGCCCAAAGUUUCAGGAUUCUCAGCCAUUUUACUGCUCUUCUCCAGUUGGCGGUUGUCCAAACGUGAAUGCAAGAAGCAAGCAAUGCGGUCUGCUGUUCUAUAAAUGUUAAGAGCGGUUUAAACACAUUAAGCAAUACUCACUGUUAAUGUACAUUUCACAUCUCAUGGAUAUCUAAUGCAGGAAAUCCUCUCAGAUGGCCAUAGUAUAUUUUCAGUAAAUAAUUAUGCAUAAAUGAGUGGUCAGUUGUUCUGUUCGAGUCUAGGGACGUUAACCAUAAAUAACAGUUGUAAAAUUUUUGAUGCAAUGUUAAAAAUCCCCUUUGUUUAUAAUCUUUGAGUUCUUGCAAUUGCAAUAGUCAAUAUAUACAACCAAGAAUAUGUGGAUCAGAAGUGUAUUGACAUGGAAAAUCUUAUGUCUGACUGUUACUUCCUGUUGCUUGUAUGAAUGCUGAACUCCUUUCCAAUCAACUUGAUCCAUCUCUGUUUAUCAUGAAGCAGGGAGUGGACUCAUUUGAAUACUGGCACAAAAAAGCUGUAAAACAUUCAGAACAAAUGUGAAUCAUUUUUGCUGGCAAUAUAAUCAAUGUCCCAAACUUGAAUUUUGUUCUAUUUUUUGUUUACAUGUGUCUUUUCAAGUUUAAGAACAUUUGGGUGACUCGUAUUUAAAGCUAAUAAUAUAUUUAUAUUGCAUGUUCGUUACAUAUUAAAAAUAGUUCCCAAUAUAUACUUAAACCCAAAUCCACAUAUAUUCGGAUCAGUUACCAUAACAACCUGAACAUUUUUUUCAUCAUUUUGACCAUAGUACAUUAAUGACACUCGUUAUAACAAGUGCUUUCAGCUUGUGGUUUUAUUUUAGAAAUCUAGAAAACUUAUGUCACCCAUAGUUAGACUCAUUCAGAUUCCAUUAAUAUUGCUUAGGUUUAUGCAUGAGUUUUAUUGAGUCAGUAAACUCUACAAGAUUAAAAUGCGAAUCCAAGAGGUUUAAACAAACAUCGUUUUGGAGCAACAUCUAAAUGUGCCUUUUAGAAUCAAUAAAAAAAUAAAUUAUAUUAGUUUUGGUAUCACAAAUUUGUUUGUGCUGUCAACACAUUUGGCACAAAUGAUACCCAACUGACUCUUAUCUGAAAUCUGAAACAUUUAAAUAUAAAACACAAAUUUGAGGAAGGUUUAUGUUUUUAAUAGUGAAGGAAAUCGUAUCUCUGAUGACACACACACGGCUCACAGUGACCACAGCUGGACACCAGAAAUGAAGCAGAAGUGAUAAGAACGGCUUUUAUUUGACAUUAUUAUUUCAAAUCCAUAAUGCCCAUCCAUCACGCAUUGACUAUUUUUGUGACAUUUUUAGCAGCUAUAUAUAUUUAAAAUGAGGAUUUCAAACUUGAUGUGUUUUCCUUGAUAUGAAUCAAUUCAGUUCUCUUUCAUUUCAAGAUUCCUGAGCAGUAAAUAUGCGCCUCAACAUGUAUAAUACAGCAGCUUGGUUUGGCGACUGCUUUUCCGCUUUUGCUAUUGGUCAAUGCCAAAAUUAUCCGAAGUCUUGCAUGGGUUGGUGUUUCAUUUUUCCAAGGAAUGUUAUGAUGCUGACACCCUGCUUCGUGUUUCUUACUGAGCCAGUUUUACUGCAGCAGAGAAUUACUGUUAUGAUAAAAAAACCACAUACUUAUAACCCCAGUGUUCCCACACACAUCUUUACAAAUGUGAUAUAAUUCUGUUCAUUUAUUGUAUCAAAGAUAUACAAUUCAAUAAAGGUAUGUACAUUUCUGAAUAACAA